UUGCAGUUGAACAUGUGGCUAUUUAUUGCAAUGAUACUAGCACAUGGUAUUUGUGUUUCUUGUAUUGAAUCACCCUUUGACCCUAUGCUAUUGUAUCAGACCACUACAGUUUCUUAUCAAGAUGAAGUUGUAUCAAAUGUAACAGUGGAAAAUAUUAAAGAUGGUGAUAACACAAGUGCUGAUAACAAUGAUAAAAAUAACGGUGUAGUAACAUGGGAAUGUGGUGUUGAUUUUUUAACUAAAUUUAUCAGUGAAUCUAAAAUUGAUCGAAAUUGUCCACGACUAAAAAGAUUAAUUAAUCAAUGUUGUAUUGAACAUGAUAAUUGCUAUAAUGAACAACGAGGACGAACAUAUUGUGAUGAUAUUUUUUGCGCCUGUCUUGAUGUUGCUACCAAAUCUAAUCAGGUUUGCCAUAAACGUUAUGGAAAAUCAUUCUGUGCACUUGUUCGAAAUUUUGGUGAAUAUGCUUACAACAAUGCUGGAUGAGAAGAAGUGAUGAAAAUAAAUAUCACCAAGAAUUUAUUCACAGGACGUGACAAGAUUUAUACGACAAAAAAAUUAAAAAUGCAAUUAAAAAGGAUUGCAACAAUCAAUUGAAUAAUCUUUUCUGACAAAUAUAAAUUAACGUUUCC
This is a messenger RNA of Loa loa (African eye worm), 632 nucleotides long. RefSeq lists its product as hypothetical. The transcript has 6 exons. Gene Ontology annotation, biological process: phospholipid metabolic process; arachidonate secretion. Gene Ontology annotation, molecular function: A2-type glycerophospholipase activity. The coding region runs from base 13 to 486 and encodes 157 amino acids. Lineage: Eukaryota; Metazoa; Nematoda; Chromadorea; Rhabditida; Onchocercidae. The record is from RefSeq and is a predicted model, not a curated record.